UUGUCCACAGACCUGAAGAAAUGCGAAAGAGUGGCCCGUUUUAUCUUGUCAUUAUUGAAAAACCGAAAUCCGAAGUGUGGUACAAGAAACAGAGGAUGAGUGUCAAUAAGAUCGACUCCUUCAUGAAGAAUAUGGCCUUGGAAGCGGAAUUGGAUGUAGAGGGAAGAAAGUUAACAAAUCAUUCGUUAAGAAAAACGCUUGUGAAGAAGCUGAAGGCCUCGAAUCAGCCAAGCAGUGCUAUCAUCGGUGUAACAGGCCACGCAAGCGAGCGUUCACUGGCAGACUACGAGGAAGGUGACGAAGCAGAACAGCGACAGAUCUCAUCCAUCAUCAGCUCUCCUGUCGGCCAACAGGUUCAGAAUAUCCGUCCAGUUCUUUCCAGUUUGCCCAUUCUAUAUAACCGUACAGCGACGCCAGCCUGCCAAACAGUAGUCCACCACUUUCAUGGCUGUCCGGUGUCGAUUAAUUACGGAGCUGGCGUUGGUGUUUUUCAACAAAGCAGCAAUUAAACACUGGGAGAAGCUUGCCCCUACC
Molecule: messenger RNA, 534 nt
Organism: Orbicella faveolata
Lineage: Eukaryota; Metazoa; Cnidaria; Anthozoa; Scleractinia; Merulinidae
Biological process (GO): DNA integration; DNA recombination
Molecular function (GO): DNA binding
Source: RefSeq, a predicted model, not a curated record